AUGGACCAAACAUGGUCAGAAUGGCAACAUAUGAUCGAAGACAUAGGGGAAGGGACAGCAAAACCAGAGGUUCCAAGCCAAAUUCAAUCACCUCCGUCCGGCAUCUCACUGAUUCCACUUCUUGAGACCGCCCAUCAUGUCUUCGAACAAGCGUUCAGGGUCAACGUACCUUUGAUGCUUUGGCCAGAAGCCUGGUUCCCAGGGGAUCAUCGACUGUGCCCUGACUGGCUCCGGCCUUGGAUUAAAUUUCCUCAACACCAAGACGAGAUGUGGAACAGAAUUCUCCACGCGUCUGAGCUUGUCAAUGCAACUAUUUUUCCUCCGCAACCCACUAUCCAACACACUGCUCAGCUCCUGCAAUGGUACCCGGUGCAUUCGGAGUACACUCUGAAGCAAUUUGCACACAGAGCACUGGACGAUUACCUCGGGAGUAUUGUUAAUUUUCUGGAACGUGAGGACACACUGCGGUACAGGUUCAGUGUCCGCGGACAACUGAACUUCGACCGCCCGCGUGAUUGCUGCGUUUCUGUGGCGAAAUUCGGAUUCGAAGAGCCAGCGUACGCAGUGCUGUAUAUGCCAUCAUUUUGUCUGACUGUGCCCGAACUGGUUGCAGGGUUAUGUGCGACAUCACCGCUCAAAUCCUUCCAAAAGGAGCCCAAUACAUUUGAGGAAUACGCCAUCGCCAUAGUGGUUCAUGCGAUUGUUCGAAUCUAUUCAAGGAUGAUUGGUUCUGGACGCCGGUAUGGGUAUAUUUAUACAGGAGAGGCCUUGGUGUUUCUUCACAUUCCUCUGGAUAAUUCCGGCGUUGUUGAAUACUAUCUGUGUGUGCCUGCUCAAGACGUCGCUUCUCAUGGUUAUGAUUUGCAUUCGAACUGGGUUCGCCGCACGGCUUUGGGCCAAGUUCUCGCUUUCACAUUACAAUCUUUAGCUGCAACCCCACCAUCGCAGGAAUGGCAGGAUGCAGUUUGGCGAGGGUAUCGCCCUCUCAAAGAUGAUUACUCAAUUCUCAUGCCUCAAGCCCCGGAUGACAUUCGACUCCACCCAGCACCACAGUUUAUGUACGAAAACUCAUUCUGGGCUAGAUUUUGGGAGAAUCUUCUGCGGGCAACCAUACCAACUGGCCAUUCUGAAGACUCUGGUUUACAGCCCUCCGAGUCGUCAGACGUUUGCACGCCUUACUGCACACAAGCAUGCCUCCUUGGCACCUUUGAAAAGGAUGUUUUGGAUGAAGACUGUCCGAAUGCUACUCAGCACGGCGUAGAAAGACACCAAAUCAGCUCACAGGAGAUCUGUGAGAUGAUGAAUGACCAACUUCGGGCGAAUCGGUAUAGAGGAUUCCAGCAGCUGCACAUUGUCGGUCGAACCUGUUAUCUGUUAAAAGCAACAUUACUGUCUCAUGGGUACACGAUGUUGAUAAAGGCCACCAGCAUCAGCAGGUCGCACAGAAUCAAUGCUGAAUUGAACAACUAUAAGAAUCUUAUGUCGUUGCAGGGAUCUCAAAUUCCUGUAUGUCUUGGGAUAUUUUCACCUACGAUCCCAUAUUGGUAUCAUGGCAUUCAAAUGAACUACAUGCUGCUCCUCAGUUGGUCUGGAAUUCGAACGGAUCAGCAUGCCACUCUUGAAACUUCUCGGUUCCUUGAACAGGAGAUGCGGAAACUUGAGAACAAACUUGAAGAACAUGGAGCUAUUCAGAAAGAUGCAGCUUUCCGCAACGUGCUGUGGAAUCCCAUAUCACAAUCCUUUGUGAUGAUUGACUUGGAAGAUUUGAAGUGGCUGACGAGCAGUGCAGAGAGUUCCGAGGGACAUGGAAGCCAGCAGGUACAAUCAAACACAAACUAA
Penicillium expansum is the source of this 1839-nucleotide messenger RNA. RefSeq lists its product as uncharacterized. Bases 1 to 1839 code for a protein of 612 amino acids. Lineage: Eukaryota; Fungi; Ascomycota; Eurotiomycetes; Eurotiales; Aspergillaceae. The record is from RefSeq and is a predicted model, not a curated record. The transcript has a single exon.